Messenger RNA from Lacerta agilis (Sand lizard), 4743 nucleotides. RefSeq names its product RNA polymerase II associated protein 1 (gene RPAP1). The transcript has 25 exons. Gene Ontology annotation, cellular component: nucleus. Lineage: Eukaryota; Metazoa; Chordata; Lepidosauria; Squamata; Lacertidae. The coding region runs from base 150 to 4511 and encodes 1453 amino acids. The record is from RefSeq and is a predicted model, not a curated record. Gene Ontology annotation, biological process: transcription by RNA polymerase II.
GCGGCGGAAGGAAAGGCAUGUGCGUCAAAGCGCUGCUGGGCUGAGCGGAGGCGCCGCUGCCGCCGUAUAAGGAUGGCAGAAGCAGCCCACGCAGCACAGGUUAACCCUUAAGCUCUGUAAAGGAAGGCUGUGGCUACAAAAGGAGAAAGAUGCUGUCAAGGCCCAAGCCUGGGGAGUCGGAGGCAGACUUGCUGAAGUUCCAGAAUCAGUUCCUGGCAGCGAAAGCUUCUGCAGCGGUGAAGGUUGUAAAGAAAGCAGAUAAGAGAAGAGGGGAUCUGGGGAGUGGAGAGGAUGAGAGGCCCCCAUUGCAGCAUGACAGGGAUGUGGUGAUGCUGGAUGACUUUCCUGAUGCGCCCCCUCCACUGACACCAGCACCUCCCAAAAAAUCCAAAUUCAAAAGUGCCCGUGUUCAUUUUGAUGAGGAUCCAGGAGAGCAGUUGGAUCGCAGUGAUCAACACAUCACAGCCGUCUUCAGCAAAAUAAUUGAACGUGACACAAGCACUGCCAACGUGACCAUGCCUGUCUUCACUGGAGAUGCAUUUCCCAGAGUCUUUCACAGGUCCGAAAUAAAAACAGAGGCAAAAUCAUCAGCUGGAAAGAAAAGUAUCUUUGCUCAGAAGAUAGCUGCUAAGAGGGCAGCCGAAGUGGCUCAAAUAUCUUCCCCUACUGCUGAAGAAGCUGAACAGACAAAUGUAGGACCAGCAGCUCCAGAUGCUGUCCUACCUCCUGAAGCCUUGGAGACCCAAUUCCGCAGGGGUGAGGAAGAUAAGCCUGCUGGUAGUGUACACAGUCAGCGGUCAAGCAUUGUCACUGGGAAAGGUCUUGGAAGCCUGGGAGGAGAGCAAGAAGCCCAGAACAUCCACAAGGAGAACGUGGAGAAGCUUCAGUCCAUGUCUCAAGAGCAGAUCUUGGAGGAGCAGAAACGACUGCUGGCUCAGCUAGAUCCCAGUUUACUUGCAUUCUUAAAGUCACGACGUGAUGGUAAAACAACUCGGGAAGGAGAAAGCAAAAAGCAGCAUGAGAGGCCAAGAAAGCUUCUGCAUCCAGAAACGCAGCCUAGACCCCAGCACGAAGCACAAGAAACUCUGAAAGCUCCUUUGUUACAGAAGCCAGUGAUGGAAGAGGUGGAGGGCAUGGAGGAGUCCCUGCAAACAGAAGCUGGUACAAGAAUCGAGGAUAGCACAGGUGGUGACCUUCCAGUGAAGCCUCAGAAAGAGUGGCUCCACAUGGACACUGUGGAGUUAGAGAAGCUGCAGUGGUUGAAGGACCUCCCUGAACCUCGGCAGAAGAAAACCAAAAAGGCAAUGCAGGCACGCUUCAAUUUGAAGGGAGAACUUAUUCCCCCAGAUAAAGACCUCCCCACACAUCUGGGCCUACACCACCAUGGAGAGGAAGCAGAAAGGGCUGGCUACUCGCUCCAAGAGCUCUUCCACUUGUCUCGCAGCCAGGUCAUUCAGCAAAGGACUCUGGCUUUGCAGGUGCUGGGCCACAUUGUCCAGAAGGCCAAGGCAGGGGAGUUUGCCUCCUCACUGAAAGGAAGUGUCCUGCGUGUGCUGCUUGAUGCCGGUUUCCUCUUUUUGCUCCGCUUCUCCUUGGAUGACCCUGUGGAUAAUGUCGUUGCAGCCACUGUCCACGCCCUCCAUGCGCUGCUUGUCUCCCCAGAUGAUGAGGAGUAUCUGGACAAGACUUUUUCAUGGUACCAGGGUAUGACUGUCUACCCUUUUAUCCCGAACGAGGGCGAAGAGGAGAUGGAGGAGGAAGAUGAGAAUGAAGAACAAGCUCCAACCCAGAAGGCACCGGGGAAAAGACCAAAGGAUGAAAACAAACCAGAUCCAGAAGUGGCACAAUAUGAUGCCAUAAAGGGACUGCUAAAAACCAAGAUUCUUCAGCGCCUGAGAUACAUUCUGGAAGUAAUGCGACCUGUGCCUUUGGUAGUCCUGGAGAGUCUAGACAUCCUAAUGCGCAUAGCAAGGCACUCUACUGAAGCAUGCAGUCGGAUUCUGGAUUGCCCUCGCCUGGUUGAGAUGGUCAUCAGAGAAUUCCUCCCCACCCAGUGGAAUCCAAGAGUAGCUGAACCUGGGCAGUUGCUCACAAGCCUGCAUGGAGUUCCAUGCGCCACUGCCAUGAAGCUAAUGAGAGUCUUGGCAUCUGGAGGGAGGAAUGCGGCUGCCAGGCUGCUUAAUAAGUUCGAACUGAAGAGUCGGCUGGGUCGCUUCGUAGCUGAAGAUCCCAAAGACCUUCCCUUGAGGAUAGAGGAAGCCAUAAGGAUGAACACUGAAGCUUUCCGCUUGUGGGCUGUGGCCACCGGCUACGGUCAGGCCUGUGAUCUCUUUGGGGAUCUCUAUUCUGUGCUAAUGAAGAUGGUUCCAUCCCUGGCUCAAUUGGCUGGCAGUUUUCAGGAGAACAACUCUCUAUUUGAACUUUCUGUCCAGCGAGCUACAGCCAUGGUGACUCUGCUUACUCAAGUGACACAGACGGCCGGCUGCAGGGCAGAACUGCAAGCCCAGCUUAGCAGGAGUGAUCCAGAAGGCGGUGGCCAGAUUCCGCCUCCGCCAGUCACCUGGAGUCAGGUAUCGGGCUUCAGGCCCAUCAUUGAAAUGCAACUAAAAGGAUGCCUCGAACAAAUAACCCAGCUGGAGAUCUGGCAGGCACUGCAGCCCCUCACAACAGCUUAUGUCCUUUACAUGGCGGCAUAUUACAGUCACUGCAAACAGCAGCCAUCAGUAAACCCCAUUGACUCCUUAGAGGAAGUGGAGCAUCUGACAUCAGUGCUGCUGCUGCCUCUCCUCAGCCAGCCAGUCAUGCAGAACCUCUGGGAAAUGCUCAGGCCAUGCUCUGCUCUGUGCAAUCCUUUAACCUGCUCUCCAGCGCCAGAAUCUCUCCCCAGCAUCGUUUCUCUGAGCUGCACUGGGGGCAAACCCCCAAUGAGCCUUGCAGGCUCUAAAUCGCCUUUCCCAUUCCUUACUGCCUUCCUGGUGCUUGUGGAUAGCAUCAUCACCGUACACAAAGGGCUGGUUGGCAAGUAUGUCUCCAUACUGGAUGUGAAGGGUGUGACAGACUAUCUGCUGCAGAGCUGGACUGCUGACCCGCCUUCUAUAACUCCUUCCUCUGCUUGGCUCUUGAGCCAUGAGUACCACUUUCAAUAUUAUGUGCUUUCACUGGCUCAGAAAAUGGCAGGUACUUGUCCGGAUUACAGCCGGCAUGCUUCACUCCAUCACUCCGUUGCCAUGGCGUUGUUAAGCCGUUUGUUGCCAGGCAGUGAGCACCUGGCUCAUGAGCUCCUAUUGGGCCUUGCUUUCAAUGCAAAACUGAUUCCGGAAGGCAAAUCAGGGGGGCCAGAAGCUGCUGAUUUCUCAGACCUUCUGCACUUGAGCACAAAGGCGAAGCCAGCACAGCCAGGCUCAGCAGCUGCUGUUCCUCCACUCCCUAGUCGUGGUGCCUUACUGGAAGAAGCAUACCGGCAACUCCCACUGAUCCAGGCCUGCUACCUCUCUCAAUUUGCUUACUUGGAGCCUGCCCUUGUUCGUUCCAGAGAUGUUUACCAAGGACGAACACACUUAAUCCAAUCCAUGAUUCUUCCUGAGGUCAAAGGGCCAAUCCUACCUUCUGAUUGGCCAUUCCUUCCUCUCAUCAACCUCUAUAAUAGUGUGACUGGUACAGAAACCCGGUGGGCUGGGCUGAGUUCUCUCCCACUGGAUCUUGUGCGCACAGUGACUCAGAACCUGCAGUGGGUCCUCUUGCUGGAGACUUGGAGAGCCAGGGUCCUUCAGGGCAUCUCCGCGGCAGCCAAACUUGCAAGGCUUAUGUGUGUCUUCCUCACAGGCAGCGACUUGUUCCUGGAAGGGCCUGUCCAUUGCUACACAGCUGCUCUACUCUCCCUUUACUGCCAGCCCAAAGUCCUGGACUCCUUGAACUUGGAUGCUCCCCUCCCUGGCUUAGCUUCUUUCCAUGACCUCUACAUCAACCUCCUUGAACAGUUUGAAGGUGUCUCCUUUGGAGACCCACUCUUUGGCAUCUUCGUGCUUCUUCCUCUGCAGAGGCGGUUUAGUGUGCAGCUAAGGAUGGCUAUCUUUGGAGAGCAUGUGAGCACCUUGAGGGCACUGGGAGUUCCACUCCAGCAGUUUCCUGUGUCUCUGGAGCGAUACCUUUCCCCUGUUGAAGACAACCUGAACCUCUUACGGCAGUACUUCCAGACCUUGGUCACAGGGACCUUGCGACAGAACUGGUGCCCUGUACUUUAUGUGGUUGCUGUGUCCCAUGUCAACAGCUUCAUUUUCUCACAGGAUAGCACCACACAGGAGGUUGAUGUGGCCCGAAAAAGCAUGCUCCAGAGGACCUGGCUCUUGGCUGAUGAGGUACUCAGGCGACAUCUUCUCUACUAUAAAUUGCCAAAUAAAGAGAGCCCAGUGGGCUUUGACCUUUAUGAGCAGCUUCCCAGCAUUCGUCUGAAAUACCUGCACGCCGUGACUAAGAAGCAGCCCAAGGAGGAGCCAUUCGCAUCAGAUUUGUAGAGAAGAACCUCAGCAGCUGACAGUUUGGGGGGGGGGGCAACAGCGCUAAGACUUGAGACGAGGUUGGUCACCCUCCUGGUCUCUUGCCUUGCCUGAGGAGCAUGACAGGAAGGAUCUGCACUGUCGGCCUGGCUUGGCCUUGGCAUAGUUUCCGUGAAAACAGCUUGACUCUUCAUGAUGGAAGAAAUUGGACAAGCAAGUGUUUCUGCCAAGAUGAAAGACAAAUGAUUUU